Molecule: messenger RNA, 439 nt
Organism: Acanthoscelides obtectus
Lineage: Eukaryota; Metazoa; Arthropoda; Insecta; Coleoptera; Chrysomelidae
Source: the annotation of a GenBank genome assembly
CGUUGCUUACGAACUGGCGAUUUUCUGACAUAAGUUAAAGUUAGCUUCCAUUAGCUUCUGACCUGAGCUAAGUUGUUGAUCGUAAGCACGAUUUCAAGAAGAACGUACCAUACCUAUCAACUGACAAAGAGCGAAUAAUAAGAUAAUAAUCAGUGUGUACGUUUUGUGAUUUAUUAUUAAUGAUAAACUUUAAUUCGUAUUCCUCCAUAAUGAAUCACUAAAUAGAGACUACCUAUGAGAAAUUAUUUACAAACAUUAAAGAUACCCAACCUCAAUUAUGAACGUCAAACAUUCAAAAACGUCGUGUUUGGGGCCAACUUAAGAUAUCUCAACGAAAAUCCGGGUGUCUUAACAGCGGGAAGGGGAGAGCACGGAUCCUUGAAUUUUCUGAAACAAACAAAAAAUCGAUUAGAGUGAAAUUCCAAAAAUACAAUGUAUG